ACCCAAUUGAUGUCACAUUUAGGGGACCUGGUCGCGCAUCUCAAUCCGGGCUCUUGGGUUCACAAGCGAGUCCUUUCUCGUCCCUCUUGUGUCAGUAUCUUUCUUCGCUCUUCAUACUAUCCCUUUUCCCUCAAUUUGCUUCACGGCGUCAAGACGAGUAGAUUGAGAGACGCGCAACGCACAGAGGCGGUCGGUCGUGUUUGACUUUGCGAAACGCCAAGACUCGGUGAUUAGAGGAGAUUUCUGUCGGGCUUAAAGGCGAGCUCAUCAACAUUAUCAUCAAAAAACGAUAGACAGCAGUCGAUUCAGAGUCAGAAUCUGGGUGCAGAGAGAAUACCGGCACAAUGGCAUCAGGUAGAUCAACAAUCAUCCGGCCCCCACCGGAUGACCCGAACAAGAGUCCGAUGGAGAACGUAUUGGAGGUGACGGAGCUCGGCGUCCUUGGUCCGGAUAUCUUCACUAACACGCGCACGCCAUGGCACCCGCCCGGCGCCCGCGGCAUCUUUGGCGGCGCCGUCAUCGCGCAGUGCCUCGCCUCCGCGCAGAAGACGGUGCCCAACGACUUCUUCGUCCACUCGUGCCACUGCUACUUCCUCCUCGCGGGCUCCUCCGAGAUCCCCAUCCUCUUCCACGUGGAGCGCGUCCGCGACGGCCGUUCCUUCGCUACGCGCACCGUGCAGGCCCGCCAGCGCGGGCGAUGCAUCUUCACGACGACCGUCUCGUUCGUCAAGGAGGGCAGCGGUGGCGAGAAGCAGGUCCGGCACGCGGCGCCCUUGCCUGACGGUGUGAGGGCGCCUGCCGACAACUGGAAGGGCGAGCCCGAGUGGAGCACGCACUCCCCGUUCCAGACGCACCGGAUCUCCAUCGUCGGGGACAAGAAUAAGGGCAAGCGGCUCGACGAGCUGAAGUCGCGCAACUGGGUGCGCGCGCGGGGCCGCAUCUCGGUGAGCGGCGGACACCAGGCGCACCUGAACGCGCUGGCGUACAUGUCGGACAGCUACUUCAUCGGCACCGUCGGGCGCAUCCACAGGCUGUGGCGGUUCCCCUUCAAGCCCGAGGAGUUUGACGACCUUCCGCCCGAGCUGCGGGAGCAGGUCGAGCGGCUCAACGAGUUCGAGGGCAACACCGAGGCCGGCGGGAUCGAGUACUGGAAGACGAGGCCGCAUUUGGGUAUGAUGGUCAGCUUGGACCACUCCAUCUACUUCCACGAGCCGAGGCGGGUGAGGGCGGACGAGUGGAUGUUUACCGAGAUGGAGAGCCCUUGGAGCGGCGACGGGAGAGGCGUGGUGCUGCAGAAGAUUUUUGCGAGCGAUGGCACGCUUUUGGCGACUUGUGUUCAGGAGGGUGUUAUUCGGCUGAAGCAGCAGGAGGAAGAUGACGAGAAGGAGCCAAAGUCCAAGCUGUAGAGUGCGAUUCUGGCGUGUAUGAAUGUGUAGAAGGUAGUGUACUAGCUCAGAGUCUGCUUUAAUCUUCUCAUUAUCCACGAACCGUGUUUAUCAUUGGGAUGCUUUCAUCACAAGGUCUUCCCGCUCAUGGAGCGAUAGGGAUGGCAACGCCCUUGAUGAAAGCAUCCUAAUGAUAAACGCGGUUCUUGCAUGUCGAGGAGAGUCACAUAUUAACGCCAUUUACGACGAGAAUGAUCGAUAUGUCCGAGU
This is a messenger RNA of Colletotrichum godetiae, 1655 nucleotides long. Its product is annotated as acyl-CoA thioesterase II. Lineage: Eukaryota; Fungi; Ascomycota; Sordariomycetes; Glomerellales; Glomerellaceae. Gene Ontology annotation, cellular component: peroxisomal matrix. Bases 345 to 1406 code for a protein of 353 amino acids. The transcript has 3 exons. The record is from RefSeq and is a predicted model, not a curated record. Gene Ontology annotation, molecular function: fatty acyl-CoA hydrolase activity. Gene Ontology annotation, biological process: fatty acid catabolic process; acyl-CoA metabolic process.